CCAGCUAUGCUAUGAAUAGAGUGAAGGUGGUUGGGGCAAUUGGCAUGCACAGUUGGGGCGCGCCCACUCCAUGAGCAUGACCCCCUCCUCCAACCUCCCCUAGAUAGAAAGCCGCUGCCCCCCGUCCGGACGACGAGCCUGCAGGCUGAUGGUCGGCCGGGCAUGGACGCUCUCCUCCUCCUCUUCCUGCUCAAAAUGGAGGCUUUCCACAUACAAUUCUCUCCUAGCCCCUGAAUAUAUCAGCUAGGUUGGUAGAUUGCUGCUGGUGGAUAGGUACGUGCGUUUUGUAGGCAUUAGGCGGCAGGCGGGUGCUGUGUUGUUGUCGUGGUACAGAUCACGUGGUGGUGGCGGUGGAUGGGCCUCAUGGCCGGGAUGCUCCCUGGCGUCGAGUUCGCGAGGAGGCGACGGCUCCGGCCGGCGCCGGAGGCCCCGUGCGCCGGCGCGCGGCGGCCGGCGUUGAUGGGCGUGUUCGGGCAUGACCACGCCCACCUCGGCUCGGCAGGUUUUGCGAAGCAGAGGAGCGGCGUGUGCGAGGAGGCGUGGGCGACGCAGCUGGACAGCAUCGCCCGGGAGGCCAAGGAGAGGCUGGAUCACAAGCUCAGGAGCCAGAGAGAAUCUGUGGUCAAGAGGCGCCACAGCACGGGAAGCCUCCGGCUCCCGGUCCCGUCGAGCACCACCAGCGACCACCCGGCGAAGGACACGGCAGGGGCGGCGAGCACGCUGCAGCGAGAGGUGUUCACGAAGAGAGGCGGCGGCCGGCGGUUCAGCUGGGGCCGGAGGAAGGAGCAGCAGCAGCAGGCGGAGUGCGCGGUGUGCCUGGAGGAGUUCCGGGCGGGGGACGUGCUGGCGCACCUCCCCUGCGCGCACCGCUUCCACUGGGCCUGCGCCGUGCCCUGGGUCCAGGCCGCCUCCCGCUGCCCCUUCUGCCGCGCCGCCGUCCGCCUCGCCGACCACCAGCUUCUCUAGCGUGCGUUAAUGUCUUCCCGGCCGGCGCGGCCGCGUGCGCGGGGCCGGCGGACCAGCUGAUCAUGGCGCCUCGGUGGAGCCGCGUGGCACAGUACAGCAGACACCUGCGCAUGCAUGGGAUCCCUUGUGUCGCGGCCGCGCCCCGCCGGCAAGUUGCGGUGCACUGCUGCUGCUGUGUACGGCGCGCGGGUCGCCGGUGUCGCCUGCGAACCAAGCGUGUGGUGGUGCGCGGGAAGACGUGUCCGGCCAUGUCACCGACGCCGGGAGUUGCUCGCCCGGUGGACCGCACCUAGCCGUGGAUUAUUUUGUUGCUGUUUUUUUUAGGAUCUUGUCGCUGCUUUCUUUGUGAGCGUUGGAUUAAUAAUUUACAACCUAGUUGCACUGUGCUGCGUGCUGUUAUCUGCUCCAUCAUUUCCAAAAUAUUUCACCUGA
Molecule: messenger RNA, 1398 nt
Organism: Triticum aestivum (bread wheat)
Lineage: Eukaryota; Viridiplantae; Streptophyta; Magnoliopsida; Poales; Poaceae
Product: probable E3 ubiquitin-protein ligase HIP1
Exons: 3
Coding region: 355-966 (203 amino acids)
Biological process (GO): ubiquitin-dependent protein catabolic process
Cellular component (GO): nucleus
Molecular function (GO): ubiquitin protein ligase activity
Source: RefSeq, a predicted model, not a curated record